AUGGAGCAGCUCAGAGCAGAACUCCGGGCUCAAUUUAGAAGACAAUCCCCGGUGCCGUCUCCACCGAAGGAGCAGGCGCAGCCCGCCCGUUCCCCCGAGCGACCCAACAUGGACGAUAUGGUGCGUGCCGUGACGGCUCAAGUGGGGCUGAUGCUUGACGCACGGUUUGGAGCUCUCGAGCUGGAGGGUAGGCUCCUGCCGGCCCAACCAAUGCGGCCCCCGUUGGCUGCUGACAGGCGACGACAAGCCGCACAGGCGGCUUCACAAGAAUUAGCGGCGGGGCCAGCGCCCGCAACUAAGACGACUGUAGGUGGACCCAAGUCGCCUUCAACCUCCACUCCGAGGCGAGGCCCUCCGAAUCCUGAAGAGCCCCAAAAGGGCAGUAAAACGAAAGGGAAGGGAAAAGGGAAGAAGAGCGUGGCCCCAACAGCGGCCAAGGCCACUACAACCCAUCUUCUCCCUCAACCUCAGCUCCCCUCCCAGCCAUCAGUCCCUGCGUCCGUGAACGAAGGCUGGAAUGUGGUGACCCGAGGCAAGAAGAAGGCGACGGCAAAAUCGCGCCUAACGUCCCAGCCAGCGCCGCAGCGCCAAAAGGCCACCAAGCCUAAGCCGCGUAAACUCCGCCCGCCUCGCUCGGCGGCGGUAGUUCUGACGCUGCACCCGGACGCUGAAGGAAAAGGCGUAACGUACGCGCAGGUGCUUUCCAGGGCGAAAGAAAACAUUGACCUGGAGCAGCUAGGCAUCACUGCCAUAAAAUUUAAGCGGGCAGCCACUGGCGCGAGAGUCCUUGAACUGCCAGGUGCAGCCAAUGGUGAGAAGGCCGACUCGCUGGCAAAAGAGCUGGCUGAAAAGCUGGGGGAGGACAUAGUUCGAGUCUCCAGGCCGGUAAAGUGCGCGGAGCUGCGCCUCACGGAGCUCGACGAUUCGGUGUCGCCUGGCGAGGUUGUCGCAGCGGUCGCUAAAGUCGGCGGCUGCGCAGAGGACCAGAUUAAGGCAGGAGAAAUCCGCCAAGAUGCCUCCGGCCUUGGUACAAUCUGGCUUCGCUGCCCGAUCACGGCAGCCAAAAAGGUGGUGGAAGCUGACCGUGGGCGAAUCCGGGUAGGAUGGGUCCGUGCCGCAGUGAAGCUGCUCGAUCAGCGUCCCAUGCGGUGCUACAAGUGCCUCGAAAAGGGCCACGUUAGGGCACAAUGCACCGGCGACGCUGAUCGCACUGAUCUGUGUUAUCACUGUGGCAAACCCGGCCACAAAGCAGCUGGCUGUUCUGCGUCACCACACUGCGUUGUCUGCGAAAGUGCAGGCGAAUCUCAACCACUGUGCCAGGGCCCAGGACCUGUUGUUCCAAUCCCUGGCGCAGUGGAGGAUAGUGUUGCUGUGGUGGCAGAGCCUUACUCGAUCCCUCCCCGCGAUGAUUGGGUGGGUGAUUUGGUCGGUUCCGUGGCCCUUGUGGUAAGAACGGCGACUGGUGGUUUGCCGCUCACUAAUGUCAUCAGGGGAAGGGGAUACGUGGGGGCCCUUUGCGGUGAAACUUUCUACAUCGCAACGUAUUUUGCGCCCAACCGCCAGCGCCGCCGCCGCCGUCUGGUUGAAUUCGAGCAGUUCCUGGACGAAAUAGGGGCUCGAGUUGCUCAACUCCACCCACGUCCGGUCAUCGUUGCUGGGGACUUCAAUGCCAAAUCCACGGCUUGGGGUUGUCCGCGGACCGACGCGCGAGGCGCGACCCUGGAAGAAUGGGCUGUGGCGAUGGGCUUGGCAGUUAUAAACCAGGGAACGGCAGACACGUGCGUGCGACAACGGGGCGGCUCCAUUGUGGAUAUCACCUUCGCCAGCGUCGCCCUGGCGCGCCGUGUCCAAAGUUGGGAGGUCAUGGUGGGGGUGGAGACGUUGUCGGACCAUCGCUACAUACGGUUCGACGUCGCCACUCCUUCACUGACCCCAGACAACUUAGGUCGGAUUGGUCCGGUCGGGGGUGGCCCAAGAUGGGCCCUUACUAAACUUGACCGCGAACUGCUCAAGGAGGCGGCUAUCAUUCAGGCCUGGUUGCCCGUACAGGAGGAGGCUGUUGCGGUAGAGGAGGAAGCUUCCUGGCUCCGGAGGCCAUGCGCGAUGCGGCUGCAUAGCCGCGCGGCGCCAGUACAUGCGUCAGAGAAGGCGAGGAGAACUGAUGCGGAUGAGGAGCGCCGCCUGUAUGAUAUACAAGGCGUCCAGAUCGGAGUUUGCGGUGGCCAUAGGACAGGCGAUUGA
Messenger RNA from Cydia pomonella (codling moth), 2241 nucleotides. RefSeq lists its product as uncharacterized. Lineage: Eukaryota; Metazoa; Arthropoda; Insecta; Lepidoptera; Tortricidae. Gene Ontology annotation, molecular function: nucleic acid binding; catalytic activity; zinc ion binding. Bases 1 to 2241 code for a protein of 746 amino acids. The transcript has 2 exons. The record is from RefSeq and is a predicted model, not a curated record.